Funneliformis geosporum is the source of this 294-nucleotide messenger RNA. Lineage: Eukaryota; Fungi; Glomeromycota; Glomeromycetes; Glomerales; Glomeraceae. The record is from the annotation of a GenBank genome assembly.
AUGUUUUCAAAUGUAAUUCAUUUAGACUUUGAAAAGAGUACAAACUGUACAGAAAUUGCUAGAUCAUGUCUUAAUUUAAAGUAUCUUGAUUUGGAAGGGUAUUAUAAUAUUAGCGAAGAAGUCAUAGAUCAACUUAUUUCACUUAACCCAAAUAUUCAUGUUGAGAAUUUCUUGGAAUCUUCAGUACUCUCUGAUUUUAUUGAAUUAGCUAAAAAUUAUUUUAUACAGCUCAACGUUGCUAAUGAGCGAUUUUUAGCUCAACACCUUCAGCAACUUUUAGAUCUAAAUAUGUAG